Messenger RNA from Fusarium redolens, 893 nucleotides. RefSeq lists its product as uncharacterized. Bases 101 to 724 code for a protein of 207 amino acids. Lineage: Eukaryota; Fungi; Ascomycota; Sordariomycetes; Hypocreales; Nectriaceae. Gene Ontology annotation, biological process: mitochondrial respiratory chain complex I assembly. The record is from RefSeq and is a predicted model, not a curated record. The transcript has 4 exons.
UCCGGUGGAGGCACCUCAAUCCUACAGUUUGCAUAGCUUGGCUUCAACCUCAGGUCUACGAAAUAAAAGCUCCCAACUCCUCUCCCUUACAGCAAUCGCAAUGGAGCACCCGUCGAGCGCGAAUUGGCAGGCCCACAAGAAGGCCGACAACCUUUUCAAGCCUCACGAUGUCCUCGAUGACACCGCAAAGGCUGGUGUGAUCGGUGCUCUCAGCGGUCUCUUCCUCUCCUCCGUCAAGAAUGCCAUGGCCAAGAACAAUAUCGGCAUCUUGAGCGUCUUCACCCGAGGUGCUCACAUUAUCGGUAUUGGAGCUGCCGCUCCCGCCGCAUAUGUCUUCGUCUCACGAAGCUCAAUGAACCUCCGCGAAAAGGACGACGCCUUCUCGGCUGCCCUCGGUGGCUUUGCCCUGGGUUCAGUUCUCGGCCUUCCCACGAGACGAAUGCCCGUUGUCAUGGGACUCGGUGGUGGUCUCGCAAUCUUUCAGGGUAUGUUCCACUACCUCGGCGGCCGAUACGAUAGCUUCAAGAGAGAGGACGACGAAUUCGAGCGCAAGGAGAUCAUCCGACGAAGCACCCGACUGCCAAUUGAGCAGACUAUUUCAGAGAUUGGCGAGGGCCGAGGCAUCCGACCUCCUGGAUAUGAGGAGCGUAGGGCAGAGCGACUUAGUGAGAAGUACGGUGUUGAGAUUAAUCCCAUUAAGGCGACUGUCGAGGGUAGCCAAUAAGCACGAAGCGACAAGCGGGCGAACGGGACGGGAGCGAUUGUACAUAACUCUUCUGGGCGAGGAAGAGAUGCUACACUAGAGAAUUGGAGUUUUGUUUUGUUUCCAUGUGAAACUCUGAACUGUGCCAACUCACGCUUGGGCAGUCAGUUUUCCCCCAAAAGGUACGUUA